Molecule: messenger RNA, 814 nt
Organism: Bipolaris sorokiniana ND90Pr
Lineage: Eukaryota; Fungi; Ascomycota; Dothideomycetes; Pleosporales; Pleosporaceae
Exons: 7
Coding region: 307-681 (124 amino acids)
Molecular function (GO): peptidyl-prolyl cis-trans isomerase activity
Source: RefSeq, a predicted model, not a curated record
GCUGCAAACCCCCGGACUGCUUUUUUUCUUGUCAAAGCAAAGACCAUUCAUUAAGCCUAAGCUUUUUUGCCAAAGCAUACACGGAGCAUCUUCCUUAAAGCACCACCACACCUUGCGCCUGCUAUUAAAUCUUCGUCUUGUCCACUUCCUCACGCACUUCUUGUUUUCUACACUCCUCUAGCUCCUUUUUCUAUCAUAUCUAAACUUGACCAACGUUCGACUUUUCGUCCACGCUAGCAUCCCGCCCGUUACAACAUACUUGCGCCUCCAACGCCACACACGAGCAUAGCACAUUCUUUCUACACUAUGGGUGUCGAGAAGGUUGUUGCCAAACCAGGCAAUGGAACAGACUUCCCCAAGAAGCACGACGAGAUUUGCGUUGAAUACACCGGAUGGUUGUACGAUGAAGAGGCACCAGACAACAAGGGAACACAAUUCGACACAUCAGUAGGUCGAGGCGAUCUCACGACUCUAAUCGGCGCAGGCCGAGUCAUCCGAGGCUGGGACGAGGGUAUCUUGGGGUCCGAGGAUAUUCCCCCCAUGUCGUUGGGUGAGGUAGCAAUCCUCAAAAUCACAUCUGAUUAUGCUUAUGGCGCUCGUGGUUUUCCUGGACACAUCCCCGCAGAUGCAAAAUUGAUCUUUGAAGUUGAACUCAAGUCCAUCAACAAGAAAGGGGAAUAGAUCGCUGGUCUCCUUUCCCCGAUACAACGUUUUUACGCCGCCCUUCUUCACACUCUGUUCGACAUAUACCCCAUUACUACCCGACCCAUUUUUUCAGCCUAUCAUUCCUCACCAUUGUAACCUUCUGGAACGA